This is a messenger RNA of Gilbertella persicaria, 357 nucleotides long. RefSeq lists its product as uncharacterized. NCBI's taxonomy places the organism in Eukaryota, Fungi, Mucoromycota, Mucoromycetes, Mucorales, Choanephoraceae. The transcript has a single exon. Gene Ontology annotation, cellular component: mitochondrion. The record is from RefSeq and is a predicted model, not a curated record. The coding region runs from base 1 to 357 and encodes 118 amino acids.
AUGAAGAAAUAUGGAUAUGUUGGCAUUGGCGUCUAUUGCAUUCUGGGAGCCAUUGACUUAACAGCAGUCAUGGCUGUUAUUAGUGUGAAAGGAGCUGAACGUGUUCGAGAAGUAGAAGAUUAUGUGAUUGGUAAGGCAAAAGGAUGGUUAGGCAUACAACAUACACCUCGUCUCCCAGGCAAUGCGCAUGAAAGACCUUCAUUUACCUCACUAUUUGUUAUUGCAUAUGGUAUACACAAGACUAUCCUGUUGCCCUUUCGAUUAUCAUUGACUGCUGCGAUUACACCUACUGUUGCAAAACGAUUAAAGCAUUGGGGAUGGCUUCGUAACAAACUUGCGAAAAAUAAUAAAAAAUAA